Messenger RNA from Scutellospora calospora, 279 nucleotides. Lineage: Eukaryota; Fungi; Glomeromycota; Glomeromycetes; Diversisporales; Gigasporaceae. The record is from the annotation of a GenBank genome assembly.
AUGACAAAUAAAUUAAGGAAGUUAUUAUUAACAGCAGCAUUAUCAAAGUUAGUGCCGCAAUCUGAAGCUAAUAAUUUAUAUCCUGUGAAUGUACUGUUAUCGAUAUCAGCGCCGCAAUCUGAAGACAAUAAUUUAUAUUCUGUAAAUACACCGUUAUCGAUAUUAGUGCUGCAAUCUAAAACUAAUAAUUUAUAUCCUGUGAAUGCACUAUCAUCGAUGUUAGCACCGCAAUCUGAAGCCAAUAAUUUAUAUCUUUUGAAUGCAUCAUUAUUUGGUGGU